AUGAGUGUGAAGCUGCCGCAGUCGAAGGAACCGGAGUCGCAGACCAGAAUCAACUACGACAUCAACUUGCUACGCGAGACUUUGGAGCGGCUAUUCAUCCCGGGAGAAGAAACCUCGGCAAAACAUCAUCCGUAUAAAGUCAGCGUUCCGCCUUGGGAAACUCGCAAACGGCUCUGUUGGCUCUACGCGUCCGCUCAAGGUGGUCCUAGGAUCGGACGUUGA
Echinostoma caproni is the source of this 222-nucleotide messenger RNA. The record is from the annotation of a GenBank genome assembly. Lineage: Eukaryota; Metazoa; Platyhelminthes; Trematoda; Plagiorchiida; Echinostomatidae.